Messenger RNA from Piliocolobus tephrosceles (Ugandan red Colobus), 3998 nucleotides. Its product is annotated as serine/arginine repetitive matrix protein 2. The coding region runs from base 1 to 1551 and encodes 516 amino acids. The transcript is spliced from 5 exons. NCBI's taxonomy places the organism in Eukaryota, Metazoa, Chordata, Mammalia, Primates, Cercopithecidae. The record is from RefSeq and is a predicted model, not a curated record.
AUGGGCUACACUCUGGCCGCUGCCCAGCGACAGCUGGUGCCACGGGGCUUGCCCAGCUUUUCCAAGUUCCUACAGGGAAAGGGGUUUCGCUACACCGAGCAAACGACGCCACCGCCAGGAAGCAGCCUCCUCGCCUCGGGGUCCGGUCGGGGCGUGAGGGCCGGGAGGGUCCCACGCCCCGAGGCUAAGCAGCCGAAACCACAGCGCGCUCGGGGCCAACCCGGGCUGUAUCGCAGGCGCAGAUCGCACGUCGGGCGGAAGCUCGAAGCCGCCGGCUCAACGCGCUCAGCACCCGGGACUGGGCCCGGCCUGCAGCCGCAGGGAGAGGGCGACAGGGGCGGCGCCACAGAAGCCGACGCGUCCCCAGCCCGCCUGAACGCGCAGCAACAGCCACCUCGCCCCACCCGCCCCGCGGGGCGGGGGCCUGGCCAGGGUCCCGCGUGCGCGCGCGCGCUCGCCGCAAGUCCCGCGGAGUUUAACACAAUGCCGACGCCUACGCCGUGCGCAACGCCCCGGCCGGCGAAACAGCCCCAGCGCCGGGGGCGGGGGUGGCCCAGACAGGGAGAGGGGAUGAGCGCGCGCGAGAGCCGGAGACAGCGCGAGACCCGAGGAGGCCGGAAGCGCGCGAGCCGCUGCAGCUGGGAGAAGCGCCAGAGAGGCCGGGCCUGCUCCGGUCGGACCGGAUCCCUCCCUUCCCCCUCCCUCCUCCCUCCCCUCCCCCAAACCCACUUCCGCAGCUCGCGGCCUUGCCGCCGAAGCAGCAGCGGCGGCAGCAGCAGGAGGCGGCGGCGAGGCGUCGGAAGGAUUACGCACCUGACGGGCCCGCCUCCGAGGGCUCCAGCGCGGGACGCUCACCGGUCGCCGCCGCCCAGGGCGCACUUCGCGGUGGCGGUGGGAAGGGAGGGACCGGCCACGGGGAACGGAACGCGAAUCGCCCCCCUCCCCUUCCUCCCUCCCUCCCUCCGAUCCGCCGCCCGCCCUCUCGGCUUCCGUCCCCUCCCCCUCCCGCAAAACCCCGGAUGGAGCCGCUGCCGACUCGCCGCCGCCUGGCUCCGGGGGAUGGUUUUGUCAAGCGGCCAGAGCCCCGGCGCCAGGCGUAGCCGCCACCGCCCCCGCGAGGCGCCCCUGCCCUCGCUUCCCAGAACCGGUCCCCGAGUGGCCCGGGCCCUCCGCCUGCCUGCACCCAGAGCCCUGGGACGAGGGUCAUUCGUCGUCUUUGUUGCCACUGCCGCUGCCGGAACCGUUUGCGAGCUCCGGUGGCCCCCGCUCCCCCCCCCCGUCUUCCCGUACCCUGGGCUAGGGGUGGCACGUGGGCACCGGCCCCGGGAGGCGGAGGCGGUGCGCGCUUACCUGUCGCCGGUGCUGCUGCGGCGGGGGGUGUGGAGGAGGCGUUGCUGGGCAGCCUCGGCCGUGCUGUCCUCCCCGCCGCCGCCGCCGCCUCUGCCUCUCGCUGCUGGUGCUGCUGCUGCUGCCGCCGCGGUCGGUGUCUCCGGCGCGGCGGCGGCGGCGGCGGCGGGGCUUUUCCUGUCCGGUUACGUUAAGGUCACAUGACCGAGAGAGCGGAGAGACUUGUGCAAAGAGGCUGCGAGCGGCUCCCGCCGGGGGGGAGAGGCGGCGAGAGAGCAGUGGCGGCAAGAGCCCCCCCCCCCCCCCCCAGCCGCCCCCCCCCCCCCGCCCGCCUCCGCCUCCUGCUGCUCUGCCGCCGCCGCCGCCGCCUGCAGCACUCCACUGCCGCUCCCACCCAGGCUCCGCGCUCUGCUCCAGCCAAACUUCUGCAGACCAUGUGCAGCUGAGGCGAGGAAACUUCUCUCCACCUAUUGGGGCUGGAGGCCUGAGUCACAAGCCCCUUGUUUACAUAAAGUGUUUAGGUAGGACCAGUCCUUGAGAUGCUCCGGGUAGAGAUGGAGAGCUACUGCUCAUAUCCUUCUGCCGGCUUCUGCUUGGGAUCUUUUGGCCUUUACCCUUGUCCCUUGACUUUCCGUGUUUGUUUUAAACCGGGGAGAUACUGUAAACCAAUAUCUUUCUGUCACCAAUGGUAACUGAAAGUCAUGCUGAAGUACAGAUGCCUGUACUGUGCACAGAGGUAGAGGUGCUUUCCUUUUCCUUGCAGAUUAGUUGAGCGACGUAAGAUGUUUCUGUUAGGGUUGAAUUUGAUGGUUGUUUCAGCAACUGGAUUUUCCUUUUUGAAGUUUUGGCCCCCCAAAAUGAAAGUCUGCAACGCAUGUUUGUUAAUUUAUUCUCCUGUUAGGUUUUGGUCUUUGAGGUAUGGAUUCCAGUGUUGGCUAUUCUGUUAGAUUUAGAGGUGUGGAAAAUCAACGGGGAGAUCCUGAAACAUGGCAGAGAAGUUAGAAUUUCCUGGUCAUUUUUAACAUUUUAAAGUUUACUUUUGGUUGUUGCCAUUUUUCUAGAAUUCGUGUGUUUUUUGGGGAAAUGCAGUUCAGUUCUUUGAGGAUUGGAAUUUAAUGAUACGUUUACACAUCUAGGAUUUUUUGAGAUUUAGAAAGGAUAUGGCUGUAUUCUUAAGGAAGUGGAGGCAGCAGUUUCUAGGAUACUCUGGUUUCAAGUCAUGCUAACCUCGUUAUGAUGUCUAACCCAUGUUGGUUUACAGUCUGACCACCAGCACAAUGCCUGGCACAUAGUUUAAAUCAUUUAAGGCAAGCUUACCAUCCUAAGACAAUUUAAUACAUAGAAGUGUCCCUCCUAAAAAUAUUUUAUUUAGCAAUCUAGUUAUACCUGCAGGUACUGAUGACUAAUUCCUUCUUUGAAGACAAAAUAAGCAGCUGUGUAGCUUCAGUGGCUCUCAGAUGGAUAAUAGAUUCAGUGAACACUUGCCUUGAACUUUACUGUUUUUUGAUCAGCUAGAUAAGUGACUUUAGUAGGUAAAUGUCUGCCUCCAAAACCAAAUGCUGAUCUAAGUAUUCUACUGCACCGCUGUCACUGGAACAUCAAAGUUGGCCUUCAGACUGGCAUGUUCCUUGGAUUGGCUUGAGUAUUGAGGUCCAUCUCAUCUUAUUAGGAAACUAAAAUGAUGUUGAUUAUUUUGUGGAGAAUCAUAGAGAUCUGUAGGUUCUUAAUUCUUUUGGACUUUCAUUCUGAAAUUUUUCAACCUUAUGGUGUUGGUGGAGUGUUCAUGUGAAAAGUGAUACUGAUUUAAGAAAAAAUAAAAGAAAAAGUGGGCAAAACUAAUGCUAAACUUGAUACCAUUGGGCAGAAAUUUGCCUAUGUGUGUAGAGUAAUUGGUCUUGAGUCAAAGUAACUAUGCUUAUUUUUGAGAUCACUGAAUAUUUCCUAGCGCUACACUCUAUAUAGGCUUAUGGAAAGAAACCCAGGGGUGAGCCCAGAAACUGAAUAUCAGUCCUAAAGAAAGCCUAUCAAGUGCAUCCUAUUCUCUUCAAGAGCUGCUACUCGAAUUUAGGACUGGACUGGUUUGCUGCUCGUUCUCUUGAGGCAUAGGCAGCCACAUUUGAAUUUUGCCAAGUAUGCAGAUAAUUCCAACUUGUAGUCAGGAUCAUCAAGUAAUAGCAUUAUAAAGAGAGCUAAACAGACUAUAUUUUCUAGAACUUGUUGAAAUAGAAACAUUUAUAUGGAUACAUACAUCUUCAAGGUUUGAGGAGAAAACAGCCCUGGCAGGUAAGAGCUAGUUAGUGUAUUUCAGGAUAGGGCCAAGGGAAGCUUUCAGUUCUCUACUAAGUCUCAUUGUGGGAAAGUCACAAAUGUCCCUAGUACAGUAAUAAGAAAAAUAAAAAGGCUGAGCGUGGUGGCUCACACCUGUAAUCCCAGGACUUUCAGAAGGGUGGCUUGAGCCCAGGAGUUGCAGAUCAGUCAGGACAAUAUAAGGAAAUCCCAUGUAUUAGAAAAAAUGAAUUAGCCACGCAUGGUGGUGUGGGCCUGUAAUCUCAGCUUGGGAGGCUGAGGUGGCAGGAUCGCAUUCAGUCCAGGAGUUUGAGGCUGCAGUGAGCCAUGAUCGCAUCACUGCACCCUAGUCUGGGCAACAGAGU